UGGUGGAAUGAUUCACGUGGUUUGCAAUAAGGUUGUUUAGCUCAGACAGCUCGAUCUGGAUAGGGAAAAGGAGAGGACACAUUUAACAGGCGGCUGACCCACGGAAAACGACCCAUCCCUCGAGGUAUUCUAGGACACCUCCCGGGACUUACGACCAUGGACUUGCUAUACGAAAGUGAUCAAAAACUCGGCGAUUUGGAAGAAGACAUGUGCGAUAUAUUGGACAACGACGCUUUUCACUCCCCCUCCUCAAUGAGCUCUGAUGACUACAUGGACAAUGACUGGCUCAACAGUUUUUUCGAGGACCCUGUCCUCAAUGACAAGAUGAUUACAGAUGCUGUUCCCACACCAAGGAUUCGAUCAGAACACAGUUAUUCUACAAUCAACAAUGAUCCAACAUCCCCCUUCGGACUUACAAAAAUUGAAGAACUCGACUUUUUUGGGAACAACCAGGCUCUGGACUUGUCAGGUACAACAGGAACUCCUAACAAAUCAAUCCCGGAAAUGAGCAUCAAUCUGACGCAGUCAUUACUGAACGUUACGCCAAAAAAUGAACCAGAUGCAACAUCACUGCCCAUGAUAACUACAACAACUACAAGAUCAUCGGUGUUGACAAAACAGCAACCAACCAUAAUUCUUGCCACAUCAACUCAUAGUCAACCGACACAAGUUGAACAUGUCAUAUCUCAUACGGCACCAAUCGUUACCAUUAAAACAGAACCACAAGAUUUCAUUGAAUAUUCUGACAAUUCAGUAAACAUUGACUCAUUACCACUGCCACCAACUCCUCCAAGCAGCUCCUGUAGCGACAGUGACGGAGGAUUGAGUCCACAACGAUCAGCACCAUCUAGUCCUAUUCGCCACAUGCCUCAGAAAGCAUCACAUUGUUCAUCGCUAUCACCAUCAUCAUCUAAACCAUACUCUCAGCCAUUCUUCACCAACCCUAUACCACAAUCAGGAGUGCUAAUAUUAUCAGAAGAAGAAAAGAGAACAUUAAUAUCUGAAGGGUACCCAGUACCUAAUAAACUUCCAUUAACAAAACAAGAAGAAAAAAAUUUAAAGAAAAUCAGAAGAAAAAUAAAAAAUAAGAUCUCAGCACAAGAAAGUAGACGGAAGAAAAAAGAAUAUGUUGAGGCUUUGGAAAAAAGAGUGGAAUCCUUUUCACAAGAAAAUAAUGAUCUGAAGAAAAAAAUGGAAUUGUUAGAAACAAACAAUAGGUCUCUGAUAGGACAGUUACAUAAACUACAGAAUAUUGUGGGAAAAGUCACACGGACAACUAGUAACGGAACAGGAACUGUGCUUAUGGUUUUGGUUUUGUGUUUUGCUGUAUUUUUGGGAAAUUGGACACCAUCCUCGUUGAAUAUUGGUUAUUCUACGAGUUCUAGCAUGAUGAAUGGUGGGGCUUCUUUAUUUUCCAAUCCACGUCUGCUUCAGCCAUCUCCCAGAAUGGGACCCUCGGUGCAGAAUCCUAAGGUGGAUGCUUACUCUACUCCAAACAUGAAAUCUAGAGUGCUAUUAUCCUUGUUUGAAGAACUAGAAGAUUCAACAAGGUAUUAUCCGUAUGGCCCUGUAACACCAGGUGGCACUGGAAAAGAAUCUCUGUCACAUGAUCCCAUCAAAACUUGUGAGAAGGGUCCCGAGAUAUCACCACCAACUUCUGAUGACAAAACUGACAAAAAAGUGGAAGUCGUAACAGUUGAUGCCAGAAUUGGUCAUGGUAAUGCCACCAUCAAUGAAAAAGAUCCAUCACAAGCCAUAAUGCAUCCAGACAUAUCGGCUUCAGCAGAUUUCUUACAGCAAAGUGGUGCAAAAGCUGUUGAUGUAGAAACAGCGUAAAAAAAAACCAAUUAAAAAAGUGCUCUAGCAGUGGUUAUGGACGUGGUAUUCCGUAGAAAAGUGCAUUUGACAAGUUUGUUUUAGUCAUUUUUAGGAGGGUUUAUGUAUAGGUACACUGUUAAUAUUUGUUUUUGUUGAUUACAGCUGUUAUGUGAGAAGAAUUGUUGUUUUGUGAAUUUUGCAAAUGUUUAUUGAUGACCUUUGACCUUUUAAUUAUGUGGACCAAUUUCCGUUUUAGUGAGGUCUAUGUGAAACUUUCCAUGUUUGUUACGAGCGUGGAAGUUAUCUCUGUCUCUUUUAUAAUCACCUUUUUUUGCUAUCUGUUUUACAAUUUUUUACUGCAGUUUUAUUUUUUAUUUUUAAGGAAACAGAAAAAAGUAAAAAGAGAGGAAAGUAAUUUAUAAUCUUUUUUUUAUUCUGGAAUUUUUUUUUUUUUGUUUUCUGUAUGAUGGCCAUGAGUUUGAAUAAAGGAUCAUUGAAAACCAACAGAACCGGAGAAAAAAAAUCUUAUUUUGAGAAAUUUCUUGUGUUACCAUAAUUAAAGGUCCACAUAAUUGUAUUUAUUAUUUUGUUGAUUGUUCUCUGCUAAAUGUAUUUAGUGAUACAGUGGUGCUUCGGCCAUAAGUAAAUUACUUGUUCACUGUCACAAGAGAAAAUCUGAAGUUGAGGUUGAAUAGUAUUCAGAAUUUCCAGUACAAAAUGUAACAAUGUGUUUGUUUUAAAAUACCGGCUUUGAGGAAUUUAAAAGAAUAAAAUACAAAUCGUAUUUUUUAAUUCCACCUAGACUAUCAUCACCUGUGAACAGUGGACAAACUAAUUUUGCUUUAAUAGGCCUGACAUUUAUGUUAGCAUCUCAGGUGGAAACGUUGAUCGUAAAAUUACUUUUGAGAUUGGAAGUAUUUAUUUAUUUGUAAAUUACAGAUCAUUAUUUAUCAAUGUUGAAUUGUUAAAAGAUUAUUUUGAAAUUUUAAUUAUUUUCAAUGAUAUAUUAAACAAUAUUUUUGCAUCUCUGUGAUAAAAAAUUAUCAUGACUUGAAUGAUUUAUUUUUAUUUUAUUUUUUGUUUGCAGUAGAAAGAAAGAUAACUCUUUGGGAUUUUAUUUUUGACAAAAAGUACUUAUGGUAUCUUUCAGUCAACUUCUGAUGACCGAUUAUUAAGUUUCAAUGAAUUAUUUGUUUGUAUUUUUGUCAAUGUCUAAAAGAUAAUAAGAGUACAAUAGUGCAUAUUCAUAUGUGUGAAUGGUCAUGUGUGAUAGUGAAGUGCAUGUAUUGUAUGUGUUUGUCUCAGUUGUAAAAAAAAGUUAUAUAUUUUAUUCAUGAAUGGAUGAGCUUUUCAUUUAUCAUUUUAUUGAGUUGCAAUAUUUUAUUUUCAUGCCAGUAAGUGCAUGAAAAUUGGCUAUUGUCGGCAAGAGUGCAUUUUGAACAUUUAGUUAUUUAAUGAAAUUGUAUUUAUAAAGUUUUAACAUGAGUCCAAAAUAAAUUAAUCGUAGUUUUAUUGAAUGGAAUUUUAAAUUUCCAUAUUCGUACAGCAUUUCCAAAAUAAUCACAUCUUCUAUGCAAAUGGUGUUGUAAAAAAACAGUCAUCAAAUUUCAUAUUUAUUUAUUUGUAUUUAUCAAACAUUAAUUUAUUUUGGUUUCAUAUUCAAUUAUUUUUGACACUAGUCACAUGUAAAUAGAUUAUAGAUGGAAGGGAGCUUCCAUAAAAUAUGAAAUGGUUGUGGGUUUCAAACCAUUAUUUCAUUAUAUCAUAUGUCUGCAGCAGUACAGCUGGUUGUAAUAAAUUGAUGUACAUCAUGCAUGAUAAACAUUUGAUGUACAACAUACAAGGGAAAAAUCAAUGUACAAAAUAAUUAUAUUUCAUUGAAUUUGUUUAUCAAGACAGCUAAAAAAAAAGUUCAGACAUUUUUUUUUUAGAUUUCAUCAAUUUCAUGCGCAACAGAAAUUAUAAAGUUCAUAAAUUAUUUAUUUGAAUCAGUUGAAGAAAAAAGAUAAAAUUUUGAAGUGUUUACAAUGGACAUUGAAUUGUAGAAAUUAGUAGGAAAGUGCUGUUUUGCAUCAUUUAUCAUUGUAAAAUUUCGGGAUUACAAUGGGCAUGAUUGUACAUACAACAUGUUAAAAAUAUAUAUUAAUAUAUCAAUAAAAAAAUCAGAUACAA
Messenger RNA from Mytilus californianus (California mussel), 3990 nucleotides. RefSeq names its product cyclic AMP-responsive element-binding protein 3-like protein 2. The record is from RefSeq and is a predicted model, not a curated record. Gene Ontology annotation, biological process: regulation of transcription by RNA polymerase II. Bases 157 to 1836 code for a protein of 559 amino acids. Lineage: Eukaryota; Metazoa; Mollusca; Bivalvia; Mytilida; Mytilidae. Gene Ontology annotation, molecular function: cAMP response element binding; DNA-binding transcription factor activity, RNA polymerase II-specific. The transcript is spliced from 8 exons.